Bursaphelenchus okinawaensis is the source of this 532-nucleotide messenger RNA. Lineage: Eukaryota; Metazoa; Nematoda; Chromadorea; Rhabditida; Aphelenchoididae. The record is from the annotation of a GenBank genome assembly.
AUGUUGGUUACUUUAAUUGCUGAUUUUGAUAACUUUGACAAUCCGAUUGAAGUACCGGUUUCAAAGAUAUCAGUUGCAACAAUUAUGAUAGUCAAGGUAAGUGUUUUACUUGUUUUUUUGCUUUUUAGUUUUUUUAGAAAACUUUUUUGAAAAAAAGUGUUAAAAGAUCGAUUUGCAAAAUAAUUUUGUUAAUGUCUUUCCCUAAUUACUGAACUUAGUUUAGGAGUGGAUGUUAGCCCACAAAGAAGAUGGAGACAUGUUUAAAAACGAAACUACGUCUGAAUGGGAUUCAACAUUGACCGAAAGUGAACGUGCCUUUUUCCAUAAACUAUCAGAAAAUGAGUUAUACGAAUUAAUAUCAGCUGCAAACUUUCUUGACAUGCCUCAUUUACUAGACAAAGCAUGCGAGUUGGUUGCUGGUAUGGUACGAGGGCGUUCUUCGGAAGAAAUAGCUCAAAUUUUUGGGCUAAAUUCGUUGGCAGCUGCUAAGCGUAACACAGUAGACGUUGAAAAUCAAUGGUUGGGAGAUUGA